Molecule: messenger RNA, 651 nt
Organism: Cylicocyclus nassatus
Lineage: Eukaryota; Metazoa; Nematoda; Chromadorea; Rhabditida; Strongylidae
Source: the annotation of a GenBank genome assembly
AUGCCGGAUACCUACAAACGUGCCGUUAUGAACCUUGUAAAGUCAUAUCCAGAUAUCACUUUUAUCUGGAAAUAUGAAGAUACAAAGGUGCCGUUCGCGGACGGUGUGAAGAAUCUGAUUCUGUCGAAGUGGGCGCCUCAAACGGACUUGCUCGCGGACGAUCGUCUCAUUCUCUUUAUCACACAUGGCGGUGCUGGCAGUUUGCUUGAAAGCGCCACAUACGGAAAGCCUUUGAUUUUUAUACCAUUGUUUGGCGAUCAAGUUAGGAAUGGAAGAAUAGCCGAAAAAUUUGGCUUUGGAAUGAUGCUGGAUAAGUUUAAUCUUCAAAACCUCAAUGCACUGCGAAAUGCUGUCGAAGCGGUUCUUACAAAUAAAAAGUACGCCACCGCUGCCCGUCGGAUUCGUGAUCUUCUUGCCAAGCGACCAUUUUCUCCCGAAGAGAAAUUGGUGAAGACUGUGGAGCUAGCUGCUGAGUUUGGCCAUAUCCCCGAAUUUCUCGUAACGGGGCGAAAUCUUAACUUCAUAGUGUACUAUAACUUGGAUAUAUUUCUUUUACUUUUAGCAUUCUGCUUAUUGACUGCAUUUAUUGUUUUCUAUGGAGCAAGGGGGCUUUUGAAAAGUAUCAGAGAUAAGAAACUUAAAACUCAAUAA